Molecule: messenger RNA, 3282 nt
Organism: Talaromyces proteolyticus
Lineage: Eukaryota; Fungi; Ascomycota; Eurotiomycetes; Eurotiales; Trichocomaceae
Product: DUF726 domain protein
Exons: 2
Coding region: 1-3282 (1093 amino acids)
Source: RefSeq, a predicted model, not a curated record
AUGUCGUCUCCAAAGCCUGCUUCUGCACCGAAUAACGAGUCGGAGGCUCCUCAGACUGGUGCGGGGUCACAACUAGAGUUCGAUGACUUUGGACUGCCUAUUCGGAAGAGCAAGGAUCGUACGUCACCGGUGGAUUCGAGUCCGAGCUCGCCGGCUUUUCAUGAUGCAGAGGAAAUAUCAACGUCGGAUAAGAAAGAAACCCCAGGUGCUGGUGAGGCGGAUCAGCAGCAGCAACAUCAGCAGCAAGAAGAAGCUGUGACGAACAAUGAUGUUAUCACGCCACGGGACAGAGAAGAGAGCCAUGUACCUUCUCAAAAAACAGAACCUCAACAGUCUACUUCGGUUACCGGACUAGGUGUGACAAUUGAAGAGACGGCACAUUCGGAAUCGAAGGAAACUGGAAACCCACCCGUUAAUGGCGCCACAGUGGAGGAAGAGAGCAAACCAAACAGUCCUGAUGCUAAGAGGCAUUCUCACGAUAAACAUAAUUCAAUAGGCGCUUCGGAAUGGUCUCACCAAAAACUGACCGAAGAACAUAGCGAUGAAGAAAGUGAUAGCGAAGGAGAAUGGAAAGCUAUGCCAGCUCUCGGAGAACUCGACCAUUAUGAUGAUUAUGGCAGAUUGGUCGCAAAGGCCUCAGGCCUUGACGGUGAAGAUUAUGCAGACAUGUCAGGGGCUGGGCGGGGAUACACCCGAGUGCAGCUAGAUGAUGAUGCACACUCCGCAACAAGUAUGGAUGAGGAUACAAGUUAUCUAUUCAAAGAAAGCCACGGCACAUCACUUGGAAUUGACGACGAUACUCGCGAUGCACUCAGUCAGCUCCAGGCUACGAAAGUUAUACUGAGUGAAGGCCAGCGUAUCGCUUAUGUCGGUGUGGUCAGGCUAUCGAUAUAUCAAAUGACUAAAGAUCUCGAAGGCACUCCGGCAAUAAAAUCUUCCAAGAAGGCCUUCCAAGAUGCAUUGGACUCCAUGAAGAAAUGGAGUCAGGGCGUAAUGGUGCGAAUCUUCGCACACAUGGAUAUUGAUUCUGCCGAGCAAGUCAUGAUCGAGCAGCUUGCUGAACAUGGGGUACAGUCCGCCGAUCUUGUACCUACACUAAUGAAAAGUUCUCACGUCAAGAAUCCUCUUGCCGAGGAGGAAGGAUCAUCUUUGGGUUCUCCUUCCGUUUCAUCUCCCAGCCUUAAGAGCGAGCAUAGGGACAGCCCCGGCUUGUCGGAUACUCAAAAGUCCUUUGAAGAGGAAAAAGUUGAGCCGUCGACACCUCAAAUUGCGGAGCCAGAUGGAGUGCCAGAAGUGCAAACCCCGUCUCAAAUGCCCACGUCAGCUAAGAUAGAAAUCGAUCUUCGUUGGACCGUCCUUUGUGACCUGUUUCUUGUGCUCAUUUCAGAUGCCAAUUAUGAUGCUCGGUCACGUUACUUGCUAGAACAGGUUGGCAAAGCGAUGAACAUCUCGUGGAUGCAGAUAUGUCGAUUUGAGAAAAAAGUCAUUGACGCGUUAGAGAUGGAGCAAGCCGCUUCGAAAGAGACAUGGGAUGAAGCAGAUCAUAUGGAAGUACGGCGAAAGGAAGCAUUGAAGAAGAAGUACAUGAUUAUGGGACUGGCAACAGUGGGCGGUGGUCUAGUUAUUGGUCUAUCAGCUGGUUUGCUAGCGCCUGUUAUUGGCGCCGGUAUUGCUGCGGGUUUUACGACUAUUGGCAUUUCCGGUACAGGCGCCUUUUUGGGUGGAGCUGGUGGCACGGCUUUGAUUGCCUCUGGUGCUACCCUCACGGGAAGUUACUCUGGGUUGAAGGCAUCUCAUCGUCGAACUGGCGCUGUGCAGACAUUUGAAUAUCGCCCACUACAUAACAAUCAAAGAGUCAACCUGAUUGUCACGGUCGCUGGCUGGAUGACCGGAAAGGUUGAUGACGUUCGGUUACCUUUCAGUACAGUAGAUCCAAUCAUGGGGGAUAUAUACUCUGUUUUCUGGGAACCUGAUAUGCUGCAAAGUAUGGGUUCAACCAUCAACAUUCUAGCAACAGAGGCAUUGACUCAAGGUUUACAACAAGUUCUUGGCAGCACCAUAUUGACAGCAUUAAUGGGAGCGUUGCAACUUCCGAUCGUCCUUUCGAAACUGGCUUAUUUGAUUGACAACCCAUGGAACGUUUCAUUAGUGCGAGCAAACGCAGCUGGUUUGAUUCUCGCGGAUUCUCUAAUGAGUCGUAACCUUGGAAAAAGACCAGUCACUCUUCUCGGUUUCUCACUGGGCUCGCGAAUGAUCUUCUCUUGUCUCAAGGAGCUUGCGAAAAAGGGCGCAUACGGUCUCGUCCAGAACGUUUAUUUGUUUGGUUCCCCAGUCGUUGCAAACAAAGACGAGUAUUUGAAAGCAAAGAGCGUUGUGGUUGGGAGAUUUGUGAAUGGCUACUCAACCAAUGACUGGAUUUUGGGCUACCUGUUUCGGGCUACGAGCGGUGGAAUAAUGCGUGUGGCCGGUCUUGCCCCGGUCCCGGACAUCCCCGGACUCGAGAAUGUGGAUGUCACUAAUCUAGUCAGCGGUCACAUGAACUACCGUACUGCCAUGCCGCGAUUGCUGCGGGAGGUCGGGUGGGAGGUGUUGAGCGACGAAUUCGCAGAAAUCGAAGACCCAGACCCCGAAAACCAUGCCGAGCGGCAACGUGAACUGAUUCGUGAAAUCGACGAGGCACGCAGGGAAGCCGAGCAAAAGCCAGACAAGAAACGAUUCGGCCUGUUCAAACGAUCUAAACUGGCCAAGAAGAAAGGCUGGGAAAUGUACGACGCAGAUCAAGCCAAGGAAUCACCGCAUAGCUCCCCUGAUCCGUCAUCGUCCAUACAUGAAAGCGUUCUCUUCGAUAUCGAUGCUAUCAAGGCGGAGCUGGCAUCUGAGCAAAUCGAAGUGAAGCAGUUAGAAUCCACUCUACCUCCGAUUAAAGUGGAGUUGAACGAACCUCAAACUUCCAGCACAAACUCGCCCCGUCCAGAUCUUAAGCAAUCGAAAAGUGCCGAUGAUGCUGCUACAUUAGUGGACAAGCAGUCCACAGCAAAAGACAUAAAGACUUCACCUCCUAGUCAAACGACGACCCCGGAUACGAAACCUGGCCAUGAACCGUCGGCAGGCAGCCACGAUAAUGACGCGCAGUUGACCUUUGACACCUCCUAUCAUGCCCCAUUGUCAGAUGCCCGACCAGCGCUCCUUUCGGCAGCUACAAUGCCCACUGAUUUUGGACAUAAUGCAUGGGCUGAAGGCCAUGGCCAAGGUGAGGAAGAAAUUCAUAUGACGUUUGAAUGA